AUGGCUCCUCGUGGUAAACUUUUAGUUGUUCAUCCCGUUCAUGGAUAUAAAAUGAAACCGCAAGAAGACCUGAAAACAAUAAAACGAAACGCCAGAGAACGGAACAGGGUGGAAAGUGUGAACCGAGGUUUUGAAAUAUUAAAACUGCAUCUCCCUUCCGCUGCUAAUGUAAAGAAGAUGAGUAAAGUGAACAUAUUAAACCAUGCAUCAGAAUAUAUUAAAUAUCUUCACAAUAUUCUUAAUCCAGUUAACCAAUCUUGUGUAUACCCCCGAGAUGAGGUUGGAGGAGAUGAAGUAGAUGAGGUUCAUGAGCACAGGGCUCCUACUGGAUCAGAGAGCGGAUAUGAAUCCUUAUAUAUGCAUUCUCCAGUCUCCACUAUACCAUCUCCUGGAAGCAGUAAACCCUUUGGAACACAAAUACCUUCUCCAGUUCCUACCAUUCCAUCUCCAGCUUCAGCUCUCCAAUAUCCCUCUCUAUACUGUACCAUUACUCCAACAUCAAAUUUCCAACCUUCCUCCUUUUGUUCUCAGGGAGUUAUUCAUUCCGUUCAGCAGAAUUCUCCAGUUUACAGCAACAUGAAUUCAUGGAACCAAAACUGGAGAUACAACGCUCAAGUCAAUUCUAAAGUAGGGUUUAGUUCCGGGUAUUUUUCAAGAUUAGGGUUUCAAUCUCAACCUGUCUCCGGGUCUAGUUCUUUACCUUUCUCCGGGUUCUGCUCUAGCUCUGGGCUCGAGUUAACUUCUCCUCCCGACUCGACGGUUGCAGAUACUCAGGAUGAAAGCGAGGAGGAUGUUCUUGAUGCAAUUGUAGACUGGCAAUCAGUGUAA
Molecule: messenger RNA, 828 nt
Organism: Eurytemora carolleeae
Lineage: Eukaryota; Metazoa; Arthropoda; Copepoda; Calanoida; Temoridae
Exons: 1
Coding region: 1-828 (275 amino acids)
Biological process (GO): regulation of transcription by RNA polymerase II; developmental process
Molecular function (GO): DNA-binding transcription factor activity, RNA polymerase II-specific; protein dimerization activity; RNA polymerase II transcription regulatory region sequence-specific DNA binding
Source: RefSeq, a predicted model, not a curated record